This is a messenger RNA of Westerdykella ornata, 6772 nucleotides long. RefSeq lists its product as uncharacterized. Gene Ontology annotation, molecular function: cysteine-type endopeptidase activity; protein binding. Gene Ontology annotation, cellular component: cytoplasm; mitotic spindle pole body; nucleus. The transcript has 3 exons. NCBI's taxonomy places the organism in Eukaryota, Fungi, Ascomycota, Dothideomycetes, Pleosporales, Sporormiaceae. Bases 82 to 6645 code for a protein of 2187 amino acids. The record is from RefSeq and is a predicted model, not a curated record. Gene Ontology annotation, biological process: meiotic chromosome separation; proteolysis.
CUCCAACAUCUUAUAAUGUAUAAUCUACCCCUAUAGAGAAACCCUCUGACUGCCCUGUACUGGUCGUACUUCAUUGAAUCGAUGGCGACAAAGAACGCUACGGCUCGCGCCCGUAUGGAAGAUGUCAAAACAGACCUCCGAUCCAUCUCAACAUGUACCGAGUCAACCGUUGCGGAAUUGCGGGACCUUCUGGCGGUAGAUACGAAUGAUUCAGCUGAGAAGGAGAACGUAAGGGGAAGCCGAGCGCAAUCGAAUAAGGCACAGGCUGCGAAGGCAGGGAAAACAGCCUCUGCGACAGCUCGGACAGCUGCAGGCACCACCACGAAGGCAGUUACACUCUCAACGCCUAGGGAAAGAUAUAUUCUAGCUACCGAAGUUGCGAACAUAACUCUCAAGUCCCUCUCCGACGCCCUGAAAUCCCACCGGCCGCUUAAGACCGCGAAAUCGAAACCCCCCUCACCCACCGAACCAGCGCUUUCAGGGACGCCGCGCCGAACGUUCUCACGGAGCUCUUCACUUACUCAGAAACCCCUCCAGGAGCGAUCUGUACCGCAGACUACCAAUUCCCCACGAAAGCCCACUACCCUUCGCCGCUCAUUGUCUUACUCGUCAUGCUUGACAACUGGACCGGAUCCAGGUUUGGUCGCUACAGCAGAAUGCGCACGGAUUGCAUUUGCAUACUUGAGGUCGGCGGAGGCAGCGAAGAUUGCGGGAAAGGAUGCUCCGGCGCUGCAGGUGGAAAGUGGAAUACUGGCGCUCAUUGGAAAGCUUGUAGCUCAUGGACAGGACGGUCUUGCUGUGAAGGAGCUACGGAUGCUGAAGAAACGGUUGGAACAGUUUCUACUCCCCAGCAAUGGUCGGAUAUUGAAGAAGGGGGCCGCGGCUCCGAAGGCAACUGUUGCGCAAGAGAAGGAAAGUCUAGCAUCAUUGCUGGAAUUUGGGGAUUUCGAUUUGACAUCACCGACACUACCCCUUAUAGUCAGCCUUCAGACCUAUGCUUUGCGGUUGAUGGCAAGAUUGCGACGCGCACGGCUGGUGGAAGAAGCAUGGACCUAUCUGAAACUAUCCAACCCAUCUUCACCGGCUAACCUCAUCUGUCACAUGGCAAAAGUGUCCAAUGCUGAUCCAAAGACACUCCGACAACUCGAAAACCUUGCUCAAAGUGUGUUAGCUCUUUGUCCCAGUAUCUCCCGCUCCGAGGAUGCAUCGCUUGAUCAGAAACACCUUCAACCCCCGCCCGACGUCGUUCUCUCCUUGCAGCAUCUGGCUUUCAAGAUCCGGCAAAGAUGGUGGAAGUUGGCAAAUCAUGUAACGAAUGAGGAGAAAGAGCUAUUGGAGCCUUUCACGAAAUGCAUGAUUACUUUUGCCCGGAGGUCUGAGUUGUCAGCAGUUAAGAAGUACAAAGUCGCGGAGCUGCUCUUCACGGACCUUGUGGGAAGCUCUGAACACCUGGCGACACUUCAGAAGCGAGGGAAGUCCAGUGCGGCCGCUUUGGCCGCGAAUACUCUGAGCUCCCUUGCGCAAUCAGCGAAUCUUCCUGCUGAAGCUCUGCGAUGGCUGGGGAAGUCAGGGUCGUCUGCGCUGCGCGAGGAGUCGGCUGCCGCAGCUGCCACGAGGCUUGUGCAAGGUGCCGUUCUCUCUCUCGGUGUCUACCUGAACGAUCCUGACCAAGGGGGCCCAGACCCAGCAAUCUCGGAUGCUUUGAACGCUCUCUCCGGGAAUCUCGGUGGCUCUCACUCUGAGCUGGAUUCUCUUUUCAUGCAGGCAAGUGCUUUACGCCGCACUGCUGCAAAAGCACUGUCAAAGAACAACUUGGGAUUGGCAUCGGGCCCACAACUCCAAACCCUAGCCUUGAACUGUAUUUCAGCAGCUGUUCGAUUCACCGCGCGAUAUCUUGGCACCAGUGUUGCUUCUGAUUUGGAACCACGGCACCAGCCUCGGUACAAACAACGUACUCAAUUUCUGGCGAACUAUGUCAAGAGUAUCCUGGAUUCGGCUUGUAUGUGUUGCAAAAUACCAGUUGGCUCGGAUCGGGAACCCCACUGGGUUAUUGUGGAUACUAUGUUGCACGACUGUAUCUCCAUAUUGAAACAUUUCGAUAACGCUACGAAUGACGAGAUCGAGGGAGCACAUGACCUGCAACAUGCGUUUGCUAAAGUCUCCAAUGCUUAUUGGGCCCUUCAUCUGCAACUCAAGACGCCCAACGGUACCGACAAGCUCUCCUUACGCGCAAUGCAGAGAUCAGCCGAGAUUCUGCGAUCAAGGCCUCUAAGCGAACAACAUGCUGGUCUCCUCACCAUGAAAUUGGAAAGACUCGCUGAGGCACUAGAAUCCCGAGGUGAUGCCUCAGCGUCUCGAAAAGCCAUUGUACAAUGUAUCGAAACGCUCACAGAGUUUGGUGUCCUUCGUAACGCUGGAGCCUUGGCUCAGACACUUCCAUUACAAUGCGUAUUCGAGAGUGACGAGUCUACGACGGGCCUUGCAAGGGCGAUUAAGUGGUAUCAGCGCUCCUUUCUCAAGUUCGGCACCGACGAUUCCAGUGAACUUGCCAUCUACGAUAACCCGCAACUGGGUCCCACCGAACGAGGACUCCUGUUGGAGUACCAGCUGCACUUAUAUGCCAAGAUUCUUUCGAAAAAUCGAGUAUGGGAUACCAGCCUGGGUGCUUCACUUCAAGCGCUUUCCCAGCGCCUACGGGAGAUAUAUGCUCCAGAAACCUUUCCCAUUCGACGUCAAAGGGCGCUUUUGGUUCUAUUUCGGCUAUCACAAGAACGACCGGAUUUGCUACAUCAGCAUGAAUUCGCCAAUCUGGAAGAUGUUAUGGAAAUCGAUGUGCAAGGUACCGAAGAUGAGGGCUUGGAGAGAUUUUGCAGCCAUUUCACGGCUCUUUGGAAACUCAAGCUUUGUCUACAAGACUCCUCAUCUUAUUCUUCCACUAUAAAGGAGUGCGUUUUGAUUUGGCAAGCGUUACUGAGCUCCUCCUCUUCUUGGAAAGAUCUUUCCGAGCGCGUGGAUGAUGUUGAGUUGUGGUUAACUGACUUGCAAGCCGCCUCUGACUACCUAACUGUAAAGGGCGAGGAGUACUAUGCGGUUCAGCUGCAAUAUCUCAUUUCUAGGAUCCUGGAGCUCGAGAAUGCCGUGGACCGCUCUCGUCUAGUCAAGAAUACUUCUCAUCUAGCCUUGCAGCUUCUUCGACUUGGAUAUACGGGGAAAGCUGGGCUUCUGUUCGCAAAGACGGAGAAGAUGGCAUCGGAUGUAAUGACGUCCACUGAGGCGAGACUGCAGUGGCAUCUAGGUUAUGCCGAGUACCUGCUUCAACUUGGAAAUCCGGUCAAAUGUGAAACAUCCCUAACUGCAGCAGAAACGAUUGCUAGACAAGACUCCGGGUUUAUGAGUCUAGCUGACCCCUCCACGACAUUAUCAGGCCGGACGCGAUUCAAUAGGAUUCUCGCGGACGCCUGCUAUGUGCAUUCUCUUCUAGCCUUCCAUACUGGACACCACCAGGAUGCUGCCAGACGCGUGAGGCAAUGCGUUGCUCUCAACCGGAGAAUAUGGGCCGCUCUGGAAAAUAAGCAAACUUCAACAUCUCCAGUGGCUCCCUCAGGGAGUGACACCGAAGGAGAUAAAACCGUCAUGGUCUCUUUUGAUCCCCUAAGCACGAUGCGAAACGAUAAAGGGAUCCCGCUGGUCAUGUCUGUUACUCAUGGGUCUCUGGACGGCCCUAGCUUUUGGCCGCUAGUACCCCGACUUUACCACGGUCUUAUGCUCCAAUCACACAUCUACGCCCAUCAAGGCUUGCUACAGGAAGCGGUCUACAUAGCGGAGCAGGCAGAAAUGGUAGCAUCUGCUGUCAACGCCCGAUCUCUCAUUGUGGACAAUGCUAGCCGAAGAGCUGAGUACUGGGUGCAAGGAGGGCGUACAGAUAAAGCACAAUCUGCUUUGGCGGUUCCCGAGAAAUGCCUGCGGGAGAAUCAUAUUUUCAUGGCCGCCUAUCACUCAUCCAUGGCACGAAUCCGCCAUGCUAAUGAAGAAUUCGACGAAGAGCUUUCUGCAUACGAAAGGUUGGAGGGCUUGUUGUCUGGGCUUUCCUCGCCCUCUUUCAUUGAGGAGAUGGUGGGUAGCUCGGCAAACAUGGACAGUCUUACCACGCAGAUGGCCGCGGUUAGUCUCGAGGCUUCCGAGCCUGCAAAGAAACCUACGACAAGAGCACCUAGGGGCCGAAAGCCAGGCGCCCCAACUGCCCGCAAGACGACCGCAAGAGCCCCACGCAAGGCUCCUGUGAAGAAUGUACAGACCACUCCCACCCCGCCGACGAGUAUUGGAGAUGAGUGCUUAUCGCUCUGCCGUCUUCAAGCUGACAUUGCACGUCGAAGAGCCCUGGUAAAUCUUCUCCAGGAAGACGUUUCUAAAGCGCUUGAGCUACUCAGUCAAGCUCAGCUGAUCGAGAGGGGUGCGGAGAAAAGCGUGUCUCACGCAUGGUUAAGCUUCAAGGCGAGCUUGUCAAGAGGCAUGCAACAGCUCGCCACCGACCUCACCUUCAACACUCUUCCGGAGUCGACCAUAGCAUUUCCUGCCGUACGGGACAGGGAUCGGAAGAACUCUGGAAUUGUAUCGACGAAAAGGACAAUCGCAGCGACAGCCACAACUAGAGGCGGCAGGGUCAAGAAGUCGGUCAAGGAGGACUUCAUCGCAUCCCUGCGUGAAGCUCGGGACCGUCUCUUGGAAUCCCACAAUCUGUGUGCUCAGAUUGGAUCGGCUGCCAGCUUUCAGCAGGCUUCCUUUGCUCUGGCGUCGGUAACUGUGUUGUUGUCGGCGGUUUCUAAUGAGGAUGCGCAGGGAGCAUUGCACCCGUUGUAUGCGGCUUAUAUGAGUGAAAUUCCAAGGACAAGGUCGCUUAAGCAUGCUCAAGCAAUCGUCCAGGUCGAGCAGGAGAAGCUGUCACGCGAUGAAUAUCUGGCAUGGCCGGCACUAAUCAUCUCCGAGCGAGAGCAGUUGUCGGCAGCUUCAGACUUCCAGAGAGAGUACAUCGACAUAAUACCGAAGAACUGGACUGCAAUAUCUCUCUCGUUGAACGAAGAUCAUGAUGAGCUGUACAUUACUCGCUAUGAUGCUGGACAGUCACCAUUCGUGAUCCGUCUGCCAAUGGCACGGCAUGCGUCUCGGGACCUGGAUGAAGUAGAAUUCACCUUUGACGAUGGCAAAAAAGAUUUUGAAGAGAUUAUCGAGCUCAGCGACUUCUCGACGCGGACUGCCAAAGACAUGACCACAAAGGAGAAGCGGCUGCAAUGGUGGACGGAGCGUGAAGCACUGGAUACCAGGCUUCAUGAGCUCCUUCUCAACAUUGAAAAUAUAUGGCUUGGUGGCUUCAAAGGGGUAUUUUCCCAACAUUCUCGCGAGCCAACAUUGAUGGCCCGCUUCCGCAAGUCCUUUGAGGCCACGCUCAACAAGCACUUGCCAUCACGGCAAGGCAAAGGAGCUCAGGCACACCCGGCUUUGGAUCCUCGGGUUCUGGAUCUCUUCAUUGGGCUGGGUGAUGCGACCGACGAGAAUCUCGAUCUUGACGAAGCGCUCAUGGAUCUCAUAUACUUCGUGGUAGACAUCUUGCAGUUCAACGGAGAGCGGAACGCCUACGAUGAGAUUGAUUUCGAUUCCAUGGUCAUCGAGACGCUGGAUGCUUUGCGUGCCUACCAUCGAGCAUGCCAUGGUGCAGCUCCGGACAAAACGCACACGAUUCUCAUCCUCGACAAGAGCCUGCACACGUUCCCCUGGGAGUCCUUACCUUGUCUACAGAAACUUGCAAUAUCCCGUCUGCCUUCACUCCAGGCUCUCCGCGAACGGCUCCUCGCAGCAAGAUCACCCACGACCAUCGACGACGCUGAGCCAGGUCACUACAUUUCCACCACCGCCGGUGGAACUAGCAUUCUUAAUCCAUCGGGCGACCUCACACAUACCCUGAAGACGCUCAAGCCCCGCCUAGAUAGUCUGUCCGGCCCCUGGACGCACAUCACGAAUCGGCCACCUUCGGAGUCCGAAUUCGAGAGCGCGCUGAGAACGAAUGACCUCCUCCUCUACUUUGGCCACGGCAGCGGCGCCCAGUUCGUCAAGAGUAAAGCCGUGCGUCGCUUGUAUCCGGGUCCCGACGCUACGAAACCUGGGUGCGCAACUGCGCUGCUGUUUGGUUGCUCAUCGGUGCAUUUGACGACGAAUGGAGUGUAUGAGCCUAGUGGCAUGUUGGCGUCGUAUCUGACGGCUGGGGCGCCGGCGGUGGUGGGGAUGUUGUGGGAUGUCACGGAUAAGGAUUGCGAUCGGUUGGCUGUGAGGGCGGGGGAGUUGUGGGGGCUUUGGGAGGAGGUUAGGGAGGAGGAAGCGCCUAAGACGGCGGCGAAGAAAGGACGGGGGAAGGGGAGGAUGGUGGAGGAAGAGGUAGAAGGGGCAAGGGCGGCGAGUGGGAAGGCGAGAUCUAGGUCGAGAUGUGAGAGGGUGAAGGGUGAUAAAAGGAGUGAAGUUGGGGAGGAUGGGGAGAAAGGGAGGAAGAAGGGUGUGGGGUUGGAUGAGGCGGUGAGGCAGGCGAGGGAGGCGUGCGUGAUGAGGUAUUUGAAUGGGGCGGCGGCUGUGGUGUAUGGGGUCCCGGUGUUCUUGGGAUAGAGGAGGGCGAGGUACAUAGAGUGUUUGGCGAGAAGGGAUAGAGUGUGAUUAUGUGUAUUUCUCGUAUCUCUCGUGUGGGAUGUUGCACAUGUAGAACUGUGAGCAUUUUCAAUGUACGGAACAUGGC